Molecule: messenger RNA, 9709 nt
Organism: Nilaparvata lugens (brown planthopper)
Lineage: Eukaryota; Metazoa; Arthropoda; Insecta; Hemiptera; Delphacidae
Product: triple functional domain protein
Biological process (GO): axon guidance; intracellular signal transduction
Cellular component (GO): cytoplasm
Molecular function (GO): protein binding; guanyl-nucleotide exchange factor activity
Source: RefSeq, a predicted model, not a curated record
UUGAAUUCCGUAAUGGCGUCAUGUCAAGUCGGUAGUGUGUGUCAGUGAUGUUUGUGAAGUGAUAUCUUAGAAUUUCUAACCAAAAUAACAGUGUUCAGUGUUGUUAUUCAGUGUUGGUGGUGAUAAUUUUAUCCUAACUUGGAUUAUAAUUGUGUGGAAGGUGUCUAGGAUUAGAAUACAUCUUGUUGAAUCUCAGGGAAUAUGACACUACCAGAGGGAUGAUCGUUUCAAGGAUAGCUGCCUUUAUACACUGAAGGUGGAAUGGAGGGAGGCAUCCGAGCCGUAGACGUGCUGGGGGUCCUGGAGGAGCGGCUGGCGGUGUUGUCGGGGGGUCGUGACAGGAGGGGGGCGCUGCUUUCCUUCCCAGCGACGGCACGCCGCGAGCGCGCCAAACCCGACGACUAUCGCCGUCUCCUGCAGUAUCUCCUCACUGUGCCCAGUGAGGAGGUGCGUGAGCUAGGGUUCACGGUGGUGAUCGACAUGCGUGGCUCGACGUGGUCGACGGUGAAGCCCAUCCUGAAAGUGCUGCAGGAGCAUUUCCCCGGCUCCGUGCAUCAGGCCUACAUCAUCAAGCCUGACAACUUCUGGCAGAAACAGAGAACGUCGCUAGCCAGUCACAAGUACAAGUUCGAGACAAAUAUGAUAAGUUUAGAAGCACUGCCCAAGAUAAUAGACACAGGACAACUGACAUCUGAUCUGGAGGGGACACUACACUACGACCAUGCUCAAUGGAUAGAGAUGAGAAAGGCUCUGGAGGAUCUGAUGUGGCAAGCAGCUGAUCUGCUGGAUCACCUGGAUGACCUUCAGGAUGACCUUGGCAGGAGUGACCUUGGAGAGGAUGUGGGCGGGGCUAAGCGUAGCCUUGACCUACAUGCCGACAUGAUGAAGAAGAUCAUGAAGGCACCGGUCAACGAUAUUGAUAUUAUGGGACAGCAACUCAUACAGAGGUUAUCGGGCGAUAGUAAUAGCGGGUACGACAGCGGCUACUCGGGCCGCGACUCGGAAGCCAGCUCGGGUGUCUCGAACCCCGACCUGCAGGCGGCCGUGCCCCAAAUACUCCAUAGCUUAGAAUCAAUUAGGACAUCGAAGAACCAACUGCUCCAGCUCUGGCACCACAAGAAGCUAAAGCUCGACCAGUGCUUUCAAUUGAGACUGUUUGAACAAGACUGCGAAAAGAUGUUUGACUGGAUCUGCCAUAAUAGAGACGUCUUCCUUAUGAACUAUGUAGAGAUCGGUAACUCGUAUAAAUUAGCCAAGGACCUUCAGGAGGAACACAAUCACUUUACAAUGAGCUCAAUGAACGUGUACGUGAACAUCAACCGGAUUCUGGCGGUGGCGGCGCAUAUGAUGGAAGGCGGUCACUACGCAGGCGCACACAUCAGGGCGGUGGCCGCGCGCCUGGACCGCGCCUGGAAGGAGUUUGCCGCCGGUCUCGAUGAACGCACUGCCGUUUUGGGGUUGUCUGUGCUAUUCCACCAUAAGGCUGAACAGUAUGUGGAGAAUGUGCCAGCCUGGGGCCAAGCAUGCGAGAACAUGGCCAUACCCAGUGAAAUAAUGGUUCUCGAGUCUGCCAUACACCAACAUCGAACACUCUACGAUUCCAUGUGCCAAGCUUACACCGAAGUUCACAGUACAAGUAAGAAGCUUCUCUAUCAGAUAGACCACGUGGUGCAAGUCUGCAAUCAACCGAUGCUCGAUCAACCACUAAGAAAGCAUAAGACUGACGGGGGCGGCAGCGGAUCGGAGAGCUCAGUGGGCGGUGGUGCCAGUUCGUCGCGGCAACUUGGCAACCCUGCCGCCGACUACUCGGAGGGUGCCAGUCACGUGUUGGAUGUCAUCCACCAGAUACUCAACCACCAUCGCAACCUCGAGCAUCGCUGGCACUCCAAGAAGAUCAAGCUGCACCAGCGGUUGGCGUUGAGGCUGUUCCAGGAGGAUGUCAAACAGGUGUUGGAUUGGCUGGCCAAUCACGGCGAGGUGUUCCUGAGGAAGAACACAGGCGUUGGCAGAACGCUGCAGAAAGCCAGGGUUUACCAGAACAGCCAUCAACAUUUCGAGAACGUUGCACAGGUAUUGAGUGAUUUCUAUCAAGCAAGAAUCAGCUAUUGCAACACAUACACGAACGCAGAGAAGCUGCUGACGGCGGCAGAGGAGCUGGCACAGACGGGCGAGUGCAACGCUGAGGAGAUCUGGGAGGUGGCCCACCAGUUGGAGUCACACGUCACCAGCUUCGCAGCACGCGUCGAACAGCGUAGGCGCCGCUUGGAUUUGGCUGUCCUUUUCUACACGCAUCAGAAAGAGUUUGAGCGGUGGGUGGAGGAGUUGAAGAACGGAGGCGGUGAUGAGUUGGGUGUGGCAGGGGAGGGUGCAGACGGGGGCAGCCUGGAGGCGGCAGAGCGGGCUCUAGAGGCGGCGGCCCAGCAGAGGGACUCCUGUCUCGACGCCUGUCGAAACACCAUCGCCCAGGGUCAAGCGCUGCUACAGGAGCUCAGGAGCGUGGGCCUGACUGGGGAGAUGGACUCAGGUGGUGGAUCAGUGGCAGCCGUCGAGUCUGCACUGGAUCGUCUCAGCAAGCAAAGGGAGGAGCUGGAGGAGUUGUGGGCCAAUCGCAAGCUCAGGCUCGACCUCUGUCUCCGGCUCAGGCUGUUCGAACGCGACGCUCUUGAGGUGUCAUCACGCUUGGAGUCGUGGUCGAGUGAGCUGGAGCACUCUGAGCUGAGCUCUGACAUGAACCAGGCCGAACAGCUGCUGCGGCUGCACAACGAACAUGUCACUCACAUGCAGAACACCACCUUCCAAGUGCUGCAACAGGGACAGGAACUAGCUCAGGUGUUUGAGACAUCUGGUGUGUCGGUGAUGGCCGACAGUCAGUACUCGGCGCAGACCAGGGUUCAGGUUUUGCUGGAGUUUCUGCACGAACGUGAAAUGGACCUCGAAGAUCUGGCCGAAAUGAAGCGAGUCAAACUCGAGCAGUGUGUGCAGCUCUGUCAGUUCAGGACUGAUGCUAAUCAGGUUGUGAGUUGGAUUCGUAACGGCGAGGCGAUGUUGACGGCCAGCUUCACAGUGCCCACUUGCCUGCAGGAUGCCGAGCUGCUCAAGAAGGAACACGAACAGUUUCAAGUGGCCAUCGAAAAAACGCACACAUCAGCAGUGCAGGUGAAGCACCGCGCCGACGCUCUGAUCAGCGCGAACCACUACGAUCCGGCUGGCAUCCGGGAGGUGGCCGAGGAGGUGACCAAGCGCUGGCAGCAGCUUGUCACCUCCGCCGAGGAGAGGCACAAACUCGUCACCGCUAGUCUCAACUUCUUCAAGACGGCUGAACAGGUAUGUUCGGUGCUAGACAGCCUGGAACGCGAGUACAAGCGGGACGAGGACUGGUGCGGCGGCAGCGGGAAUGUGCCUGUGCCUCAACUGAUCAACAAGCACCAGGAGCAGAAGGAGGCAUUCCUCAAGGCAUGCACGCUGGCACGCCGCACCGCCGAGACCUUCCUCAAGUACACCAGUCGCAGUCUCCAGUACUACAACUACUCCGGAUCGGAGGCCGGCUCUGAGACUAGGGUCAAAGGUAUCCUAGAACAACUGCUUAGUCAAGAGAACAAGGUGCUGGAGCACUGGAGCCAACGCAAGAAGCGGCUGGACCAAUGCCAGCAGUUCAUUCUGUUCGAGAGAUCCGCUCAGCAGGCUCUCGACUGGAUCCAUGACACCGGUGAACAAUACCUCAGCUCUCACACGUCGGUCGGCAGCACUCAGGAGGAGACAGAGCGGCUGUUGCGCGAGCACAAUGAGUUCAAGGGCACGGCGAAGGAGACGCGGGAGCGCGUGAAGCUGCUGCUGCAAUUGGCCGACAGUUUGGUGGAGAAAGGCCACGCCCACGCGGCCGCAAUCAAGCAGUGGGUGGCCGCCGUUGACAACCGAUACAAGGACUUCUCGCAGCGCAUGGACAAGUACCGAACUCAGCUGGAAGAAUCGUUGGGAAUUCAGACAGAGACAGAGGUAGAAAGUCGCCAGGAACUGGCCAUUGAUCGUAACUCGGAUCCCAACAUAGAGGCCAAAGUCAAAGAAUCCACCAAGGAACUCAACGAAGAGAAACGCAGAUCAGCAAGGCGAAAAGAAUUCAUAAUGGCGGAGCUGCUGCAAACGGAGCGCACCUACGUGAAGGACCUGGACACGUGCAUCAAAGUGUUCCUGGAGGAGUUGCGCAGUGCGCCGUCGCAGUGUGUGCCGCUGGGCAUCCAGGGCAGGGAGCAGACGGUGUUCGGCAACAUCGAGCACAUCCGCGACUUCCAUCGCGACGUCUUCCUCAAGGAGUUGGAGAAGUACGAGACAAUGCCCGAGGAUGUCGGCCAUUGUUUUGUCACCUGGGCGAUAAAGUUCGACAUGUACGUGAAGUACUGCAAGAACAAGCCGGAGUCGAACUCACUGCUGGUGCAGCACGGAGGCAGCUUCUUCGAGGAGCUGCAGAAGAAGCACCGAGUCGAGCACCCGAUCGCUGCCUACCUCAUCAAGCCGGUGCAGCGCAUCACCAAGUACCAGCUGCUCCUCAAGGAUCUGCAGUCCUGCUGUGACGAGGGCCAGGGCGAGAUUAAGGACGGUCUGGAAGUAAUGCUGAACGUGCCGAAGAAAGCGAACGACGCUCUGCACCUGUCGCUGCUGGAAGGCUGUGAUACGAGCCUGGAUGAGCUCGGUGAAGUGGUGCUGCAGGACACCCUCCACGUCUGGGACCCCAAGCUGCUCAUCAGGAAAGGCCGCGAACGCCACUGCUUCCUAUUCGAACUCUACCUGGUGUUCAGUAAGGAGGUCAAAGACUCCAGCGGCAAGGCAAAGUACAUCUACAAGAACAAGCUGGUUACAUCAGAGCUGGGAGUGACUGAACAUAUUGAAGGCGAUGAAUGCAAGUUCGCCGUAUGGACAGGUCGAGCUCCGAUUUCAGACUACCGUAUUGUGCUCAAGGCCUCGUCACUGGAUGGCAAACAGCAGUGGGUGAAGAAGCUGCGGGAGGUGAUUCAGGAGACCUACUUCAGUUCUGCGCUGCCCCUCAGUCUGCCAAAGAGUCCUGCCAAACUCAAGCCGGGCAGUCAACGAUCUAGCAGGGAUCUGGAGGAUUCGGCAUCAUUAGACGAGAGUGUGGAGAAUCUUGACCGAGGCUCUCUGGCGUCCUUUGGAUCUGGAAAUACGACCGACUCGGAUAAGCAACCGGCAACAGCAGUAGAGAUGACCUGGGUGGUGGCGGAUCACGUGGCAGCUGCGCCCACGGAGCUGUCGGUGAGCAAGGGUCAGCAGGUGGAGGUGGUGGAGGGGGGCGACGCCUGGUGCCUGGUGCGGAUGCCGACUGCGGGUGUCGAUUCGCCCCUCGAAGGACUGGUGCCCGUCGCUGUGCUCAAGGGCGGUCACCCGUCCAAGACCAGUGCCGCCGUCGCGUCGCCUGCUAGGCGCACCGCCAACGAGCACGAGCUUGAUCCUGGACCAAAUGAUGGCGGGGGGCUCGGAGCGGCGAGCUGUAGUUCGGCAUCAGUUACCACCAAUUCUCCAGUCAACAAACGAAGGGUGUUCAGUGGACGAAAAUGGCUACCGCCCCCGCUGCGGAAACUAAGCGGCGGAAAGGUGGAGAAGACAGGGGGGGCCAAUGUGACCAACGCCCCCGAUAGGCCGCCCCUCAAGAAGACCGCCUCCGAUAAGAGGUUCAAGACGCCGCUGGUGGGAGAAAAGCCAACGGUGGCCGUUGAGGAGGACACGUCACGUGACCAGAACGGUGGCGAGGAGGGUGAGGAGGAGCUGGAACUGCCCCCACCCAUGAAGCCAAUAGCCGCCCCUUCCGCCACUGCCUCCAAGGACGAUUCGCAAGGCCAACGGGCGUCGAGUCUAGCGUUGGAGGGGGGCGCCGCCUCUGUUGAUCUUGCUGAAAUCGAGCAGAUCGUCAAAGAAAGAAUGGAGCAACAUAGUGAGAAACAGUCGAAACUAGGUUCUACUUGCACGUCGACGUCGGGGGCCAGCGACCUCACAGCAACAGCGUCGGUCGUAACAGCUGCCCCAAUGUCAGCUGCCGAGACCAAAGAGUCGGCGCAAAAGAUGCGCAACUACAUCAUACAGGAAUUGGUGGACACAGAACGGGACUACGUUCGGGACCUGUCGAUGGUGGCGGAGGGAUACAUGCGGCUGAUGCGGGACCCCGACUGCGAGAUCCCCAUGCCUGAGGGACUGCGAGGUGGACGCGACAAAAUGGUAUUCGGCAACAUGGAGGCCAUCUACGAGUGGCAUAGGGAUUUCUUCCUGAAAGCCUUGGAAAGGUGUAUACAGCAUCCGGAGGAGCUAGGACCUCUUUUCAAGAAAUAUGAGCGGAAACUACACAUGUAUGUGGUGUACUGCCAGAACAAGCCAGUCUCCGAAUACAUUGUCUCAGAAUACAUUGAUACAUAUUUUGAGGAACUGAAACAGAAACUAGGUCACAAGUUGUCGCUGUGCGACCUGCUGAUCAAGCCGGUGCAGAGGAUAACCAAGUACCAGCUGCUGCUGGACAAUAUCUACAAGUACACAGAGAAGGCGCAAAUCUACGCCGAAAUCGAGAACCUGCGUCAGGCUAAGGACAUCAUGUGUGUUGUGCCAAAGGCGGCCAACGACAUGAUGAACGUCAGCCGGUUGCAGGGAUUUGAUGGCAAGAUAACAGCUCAAGGCAAGCUGCUUUUGCACGGCGCCCUACACUGCUUCGAGGGCACCGGCUCCACACCCAAGGCCGAGGUGAAGGCCAAGGAGCUGCGAGUCUUCCUCUUCGAGCAGAGCAUCAUAUUCAGCGAGGCACUCGGCAAGAAGACUCAGUUCACCGACCCUGUCUACAACUACAAAAAUCAUAUACAGGUGAACAAGAUGAGCCUGGAAGAGCGUGUGUCGGGCAGUUGGCUGGGCGAGGAGACGGGAGUGGACGCGUUCUGUGUGCGCUCGACAGACCCGCAGAAGCCGGCGCUGGCCUACACGUGUGUGGCGCCUUCGACCGAGAAACGCAUCGAGUGGCUGCACAAGCUGCGUGUCAUCCUCCAGACGCAGAAGGACUUUCUCAAGGCCAUACAGUCGCCCAUCGCCUACCAGAAGGAGCUCACCAAGGAUCCGCCCGCCUCGCUAAAGGACAGUGAUUCCUUGGCACCGAGCGGCUUGAAAACAUAGUCAUCAACAUUUCUCGCGCGGAACGGCGUGAGACCCAAAUAAUUCAAUUUUCCCUCUCCAAGAUCUGCCAACCUUCGGCUCUCGAAUUCCCCUUGUAAGGAACACAGCUUCGCACCGUUCAGGGAAAAAUAUCCCUGAAUAGAACGCGAGUUAAUGUUCUGAUCUUGUGAUGCGGUAGAAGAGUUGAAUCUCCUGAUUUCCUCAAACUUUUGUGGUGCCGGUGAGACUAAGUGGAUUCCGAACCUACGGAUAGUAGCUAUCAACGGAAAGAUAGCGUUUCUGGUCACAAAACGGUCACCCUUACAAGGGCAGUUCCUAGCGCGCGUCACUUCAGAUACUGCGUCGAAUAGUAUCUUGAAAAACAAGAACAAAUUCCAAUGUUUUGACACAGAAGAAAUCUUCUUGUCAGAAAUGAGUGCAGAAUCUGUGAUGAUUCCUAAUAUUGAUUAGUUGUAGAUUUCGAUAUCACACAUAAGAGGCCACAAAUUAUCAAAUAUAUGAAGUAAGCAUGUAUAAAAGCAAGAUUUAUUCUCAUCAACAAAUUAAUAUUGGAAGUUGAAACUUCUUUGGAUGUCCACCAUUGUUUUAGAAUACCUGCUGAAUAGAAUCUGUGAUUCAAAAUGCAUUGUUAUUUUAGAUUAUUAAAUCAUAAGUGUAAGCAUUGUGAAAAUAUUUAUCCUAAAAUUAUGAACACCUAUUGAGAAGUGAUAUGCCCUACACUUGGAUGUGGUGUGAGAGAAAUCCCUUUGAAAUCAAUGGAAAUGCAAGUUAAUAAGUAUUAUUUUACGCGGUUAACUAUAAAAGUGUCGUAGACCAGCGAAUUCCUAAAUUAUUGAUCAUUAUUUAUUUCAAAGAUCGAUGAUGAUUUGUACAUAGUACGUUCUCUUUUUCUAUUUUAAUCCUGUAUUUUUAAUUAUUGGAAAAUGUUAUUUAUGAUAACUUAUAAUAAUUGUAGUUGAUGUGAUUACUUUGACGUGCCUCCAGCACGGACUGUUGUGAUACUUGUAAGUACUGUGUAGUGUGUAAGUAACGGGUAACUUGUGUAUGAACGUUUAUAAUGAGGGAAUGACUUUUCAAACUAAGCUGGAAAUAAUUUCGUAAAAUUGUUGAUUGUAAUGCGAGUGUAUGUGUAUAUAAAGUUUGCAUAUUUAUGGUUUUUCACUGUGUGUAAAUUUAAAUUUUCAGUUAGUUUACUUUUGAUGACCAUGAUGGUAAUAAUAAUUAUUAUUUUUCCAUUUCCCUAAAAGUCUAUACAUAUUAUAUAUUUGUUGCCUCUGACCAAAUUAACUGAGCAAAUAAUAGUUGGCUAGUGAAUGUUGUAAUAUUAAAUAAUUGAGUAUAGAUGAUUUUUUCGUUACCAAGGCUAGUUGUAUUGUUUUAUACGAUGUGAAUUUUCGGAUAACAUGAUCAAUGUUGAUACUAUCUAUUGUAAAAUAUUAUGUGAGAAUGAAUAUAAAAAGUAAAAUACUGUCAUUCAUAUUUUAACCGAUACGUACAUAAAUUAUCAUGUGAAUCACAUGGUAUUUGUCGGGUUAUCAUGAGUGUAUUUCGAUAUUGUAUUAUUACUUGUAUUAUUACUUGUAUACAGUAAUUCACCUUAUAUGUUGUAUCAAUAUUAAACCAUUACAAUUUUUGUAGGUCCAUUGUGUAGUAACUGAAAUUCAAAUAAUUGUUAUCCCGAAUUGAUGCAGCUUUACGUUGAAAUUUGUUAAUCACAGAAAUUGGUAAUUAAAGUAAGGUAUUUAAAAUUUAUGAUUAGGGAAAAUUGAGUUUUCCAGCAUAGAAACUGUGAGUUAGAUUCCGAAAUGUUUCUCGAUAGUUCUACAUCUAUUCAAAAUUGGAAAGUUUAUUUUUGUAGACGGAGGUUCUUUGUUUAGAACAAAAUAUGGCAUUAAUGUUUUUUUCAGUUUGAGUAGCUUCAAACCAAGAUUAAAAAUGUAUUUCAAUUAUUAAAAGAAAAAUUGCUAAUUUUCCAUUCAGUAAAUUUUCUUUUUGAAAUAUAAUUGAAUAACUUGAAAGUUUUUAAAUAUAGUUGAUGUUUCGUAAAUAAGGCUAUAAGGAAUCACUUUUCAGUUAUCCUAUUAUCUCUGAACUAGUCACAAAGUAAUAAAAUACAAGCUAGCGUAUUAUUGUUUUUAUUAUUGAACAAAAUCCUCCUAGCUAGUGUUGAUAUUAUUGACAGAUGCUUUCAUUGUAGGAAGGCUUUUUGUUUUGAACUGAAAAGAGGAAACUUUAUUUAUGUAGCUGAAAUAAAUUAUGUUUAUUUUUGAAUAUAUGAGCCACAGAACUACUGAAUAUGAUACACUCAAUGUGAAAAAAUUAUGUUUCAAGUGGCUUGCAUUCAUAACAAUAUAAUAUAUUAAAUACACACAAUCCAAUUCAAGAUAAAUCUUGUCAAAUCAAUUUAGAACUGCAUACAAAAUGCUCGGUAGGCCAACAUCAUAAAAUGUUCUAUCAUGUAAAUAUUAUAAAUAAUGAAUAAGAAUAGAUAAAGUAAAUUGAAAAAUUAAAUGUAUGUUUGUACAUAAGAAAAUAGAAUUCAGUGACUUUGUGAUAA